This is a messenger RNA of Fusarium oxysporum Fo47, 396 nucleotides long. RefSeq lists its product as uncharacterized. The record is from RefSeq and is a predicted model, not a curated record. The coding region runs from base 1 to 396 and encodes 131 amino acids. The transcript is spliced from 2 exons. NCBI's taxonomy places the organism in Eukaryota, Fungi, Ascomycota, Sordariomycetes, Hypocreales, Nectriaceae.
AUGGCAGACAAUGAUAAGAAUAUCGAGAACAAGAAACCCGAGCAGAAACCUCUCAGUGAGGAGACCCGCGAGGAUCUGCGCCGCAUGACCGCCGGCCUCACAGACCAAACCACCAUCGAGACGCUCUCCCGUGCCGGUAUGAUGGCCAAGAAUAAGAGAGAGCAAUCGCACUUUCAUCGUGAUAAGACUGUCGCCCGCGUCGAGGCUGCUGAGAAGAAGGAGGGUGAGGCUGAGGAGGACAAGGAUACAGGUGGUGCUGUCCCGCCUUACAAGAUCAACGAUCAAAAGCACACAUGGACACAAGAACCACGAGUUGCUAUCCCAAAAGGACAAUGGACCGAAAGAUUGACGAAGGUCCAACCGGGGGAUCAGAAUAUACUGCGAACUCGAGCGUGA